This is a messenger RNA of Pistacia vera, 633 nucleotides long. Its product is annotated as protein RALF-like 34. Bases 174 to 575 code for a protein of 133 amino acids. The transcript has a single exon. The record is from RefSeq and is a predicted model, not a curated record. Lineage: Eukaryota; Viridiplantae; Streptophyta; Magnoliopsida; Sapindales; Anacardiaceae.
UCAUUGCUGAAGUCCAGCUGUAACCCAAUCACUAUCAACUUCACCUCCAGCUUCAUCAUGUGAUUAUCUGUCUCGUUGUACCAAUGCGGCAAUGCUUCUGAAACCAAACAUAGCCCACUUAAAAACCUGCCCCCUUCUAUUUUUAAUUGGGUUUUUACUCUGCAAGAAUUUCCAUGGCUUCCUCACCAUCACCGGUCAAGCUUCUUAUUUUCGGUUUAAUGAUAUACAUUUCUUUGAGUCCAAAGGUUCAAGCUCAGGUUGAUGAGGCAAACUUGAAGCUUAUGACAGAGACGAUUGAAUGGCCGUUAUCAAUGCCUCAUGUGUACGAAGAGAGUUUGGAUGAGAAUGAAGAGGAAGAUAGUUUAGAGGAUGAUGAGGAAGGUGAGUUUGGUCGUAGAUCACUGUUCUGGCAUACAAUGAAGUACUACAUUUCGUAUGGAGCUCUAGCUGCUAAUCGAAUUCCAUGUCCGCCUCGCUCUGGAAGGUCUUACUACACUCACAACUGUUACAAGGCUCGAGGUCCGGCGCACCCUUACACUAGAGGUUGCUCUUCCAUCACUCGUUGCAGGAGAUGAGAAUUAAGAUCGAAUGUAUGUUCGAUUGUGUGUGUGUGUUUUAUAUUUAGUUUGUACU